This is a messenger RNA of Rotaria socialis, 537 nucleotides long. Lineage: Eukaryota; Metazoa; Rotifera; Eurotatoria; Philodinida; Philodinidae. The record is from the annotation of a GenBank genome assembly.
AUGGUUGACGAAGUAACAAAAAAGACUCUAUCGAAUAUUCCAUUAUUGAAAACGAAAGCCAGCCCACGCGACGGUGAACAAUGGCGGCAAAGACUUAAAGAAGAACUUCAAGCUUUAAUACAAUAUGUAAAAAAUAAUAAAGACGCUGACAAUGAUUGGUUUCGCUUGGAAUCUAAUCAAGAAGGAACUCGCUGGUGGGGAAAAGCAUGGACAAUUCAAGAUAUGUUACGUUAUGAAUUCGAUAUAGAAUUCGAUAUUCCUGUGACAUAUCCAGUGACAGCUCCUGAAAUAGCAAUACCUGAUCUUGAUGGUAAAACAGCAAAAAUGUAUCGUGGAGGAAAAAUCUGCAUGACUGAUCAUUUUCAACCUUUAUGGGCACGAAAUAUCCCACGUUUUGGUAUUGCUCAUGCUCUAGCUCUUGGUCUGGGUCCUUGGUUAGCUGUUGAAAUACCAGAUUUAAUUGCGCGAGGUAUUGUCGUACAUAAAGAACGAACAACAACAACAACAACUGGCGAUAGUGCCUCGUCAUCGAAAUAA